Messenger RNA from Equus quagga, 828 nucleotides. Its product is annotated as arylacetamide deacetylase-like 4. The record is from RefSeq and is a predicted model, not a curated record. NCBI's taxonomy places the organism in Eukaryota, Metazoa, Chordata, Mammalia, Perissodactyla, Equidae.
AUGGACACCAAGCUGACUUUCACAUCCAAACUGAAGGCCGUGUUCUCACUGAAGCCAUCCCUGACCUUCACAAAAUGCAUUGGGGCAUCUUGGGAACUGGGAACCAUAUCCAUGAGAGUGUUCCCGCUCAAGUCCGCAUCCCCCACCCCGGGAGGCAUCAGCUUCUUCCACGGGGGAGGGGGGCAGCGGCGCCGGGGGGGGGGGGGGGCGCUGGCGGCUGAUUCUAGAGCCUGGGGAAGGCACUUCCCUGAGGCUUCGUACCGCAGGCUUCCUGAUCACCAUUCCCGGGUCCUUUCCCAGGACUGCCUGAAGGCCCCCAUUCGCUUCCUGAAGGCCCUGAAAACCGAGGGGGCGGAUCCUCCGGGUUUUCGUGACGACUUGUGUGUUGAAACAUCUCAUCGUCCACUCCUACUGGUGGGGUGCCGUCGAGAACAGUGCUUUCACACCCUGGAUGUCUGGAGGAAGGACAGGAGGUGCCUCAGCCCUGACAUCAUACCUGAGAGAUUCAAGAAGACGGGCUGCCAACCCCUGGAGGCUGCCUACCUAGAAAACAAAUUUUGGGUGCAGAAAAUUCACCCCUCACAAGAGACGCUGAGACUCUCGCUCGCUCAGCUUCCUGAGGCCAUCCUGGGGAGCGGUGAGAAUGACAUCCUCCACGAUGACUUGCUCUCUGAGAAGCACUUGGAGGACCAGGGAGUCCUCAUGACGUGGUUCUAUGUGGAGUAUGGCUUUCCUGGGCCUAUAACGUUAUUUGAUAAGACUUUCUCUUUCCCAUGCUCCCUGAAAAUGGUGAAUGCUGUGGUCCGUUAUAUAAAGAGCGUAUGGUGA